Messenger RNA from Amphibalanus amphitrite, 2227 nucleotides. RefSeq names its product phenoloxidase-activating enzyme 1-like. Gene Ontology annotation, biological process: proteolysis. The record is from RefSeq and is a predicted model, not a curated record. NCBI's taxonomy places the organism in Eukaryota, Metazoa, Arthropoda, Thecostraca, Balanomorpha, Balanidae. The coding region runs from base 310 to 1773 and encodes 487 amino acids. The transcript is spliced from 7 exons. Gene Ontology annotation, molecular function: serine-type endopeptidase activity.
AGGCCCAGAGAAGAUGCAGGUCGGCGGGAAAUCACCUUAGCUCUGCAGUCCGAAAGUUGGCCUAUCCCCGACCGUUGUAUACAGCAAGUUCGAUGCAUUGUAAAUCGUGAUGGGUUCGCCAUCAGAGUGGGUACCGAGGGGCCUUCCCGAGCGCCGCGCCGCGCUGCCACAGUGCGGGGAACCUGUCGGUUCGCGGUUUUCCCCGAGUGAGAAGGGUGUCCGCGCCGAGCCGACGAGCCGGCACUGUUGGCGGCGGCGAGGGGUGGUAGACGGACGGCGGUCGGCGCGGGUCGGACAGGACAGUGAAGAAUGGAGACCGGACGACCGUCGGUGGUCGGCCUGUUGUUGGUGCUGACGGUGCUGGCCGGGCUGACCUGCUCUGCACGCGCAGCACACGAUAGAGAGCGGCGCCAGGCCCCGGACUCGGGCCCGUUCGUGCCGCGCUGCACCACCGCGGACGGCAGUGACGGCCUCUGUACGGAGCUGCGCGCCUGCCCGCCCCUCGACCACCUGCUCCGGCUCUACAAACGCAACCAGGCCGACCCAUUCCAGCGGCUCCGGCUCCGGCAGGAGACGCUCAAAUGCCACUUCACCGCCGCCCACGAUCCGCGGGUCUGCUGCAAACUCAGCGCCAUCGCGCCCGUCACGACCAAACCCCAGAAGCCGAGGCUGCCGCGCCUUCAGACGGCCGCCCCGGUCGUACUCGAUCCCGUCACCCCGGCCCCGGUCACACCCGUUCCGCAGGUUCCCUUUGUCCCACCAGUGACACCGGUCCCCGAUGUGAUUCUGCCUCCACCAGCGACCCCCGUUCCCGAUCCGAUCCUGCCUCCACCUGAGACCCCCGCGCCUGUGCCCACCGCUGACCCCGCGGUAACCCCUGACCCCGUCGUGACCCCUGACCCCGCGGUGACCCCUGCCGCGCCCGUCGUCCCGAGCAAGCUGCCCGAUGAGUCGGUGUGCGGUAUGAGAACGUUCCUGUCACGGAUUUUCGGCGGGCAGACGGCGGAGAUCGGCGCGUGGCCCUGGGUGGUCUCCAUCGGAUACAGAGUGUCUGGGGCCCGGGAGAUCCGCUGGCAGUGCGGAGGGACGCUCAUCACGUCCCAUCAUGUGGUGACGGCCGCCCACUGCGUUACUCAGCUCGGCACCAGCGAACCUCUGGUGGUCCGUCUCGGCGAGCUGGACUUCAACACCGAUCCCGACUGUCUGCCGUUCAACCGGAGUCACUGCGCCGACCGGUUCAGGGACAUCCGUAUCGAGAGCACCCGGCCCCACGAGCUCUACAAGGGCCGUUUCGGGAACGCCCUGGAGCACGACAUAGCCGUGAUCCGCCUGGCUCGCUCUGCUGAACCGUUCACCGACUUCGUCCGCCCGGUCUGUCUGCCCGUCGACCUGGCCCGACUGCGGGGAGGUGCCGACGACACCAUUGGAAGUCGCGUCUUCAUCACCGGCUGGGGACGGUCAGCGAACUCCUCGGAGAGCUUCACCCCGGAGCUGCAGGAGGCCAGCAUCCGUAUAGUGGCGCCGGAGAGGUGUGAGAACACCUACAGACGCAGCCUGACGGCCGCCUUCGGGAGCCGCCUGUGCGCCGGCGAGGGUACUGGCGUAGACACCUGCCGGGGCGACUCCGGUGGCCCGCUGAUGACGCACAGCCCUCACGGCACUCAUUGGUACCUGGUCGGAGUGACGUCGUUCGGCACUCACACCUGCGGAAUCAGGGAGGCCGUCUACACCCGCGUCAGGGACUACGUCGAAUGGAUAGAAAAGCAGCUGUGAUCAUCACCGAAGUAGCCGUGAUGUGCCACUGGAACAGCUGUGAGCCGUCGCCCGCCCUGUGGGUCGGAGGCAGGCAGGGUCACCACGAGCGACAUCUAGGACAAUGAGCAACAACCUACGAGCUACUAGCGUCAGGCUGCAAGCCGAGGCGUGUCCCGGGACUUUGUUCGAGUAAGGGUUGUCGAGUAGGGAAAUUUCCAAGUCUCGCCGGUUCAUGGCAUUGCGUAGUGGCGAUAUGAACCUCCCAGCGUUAAAUAAGCUGGGCGAAGUGAGAUUAUUGGUGAAAUGACUGACGAAACGGUGAAAACGGCAUUAUCUGAGACGGUAGAUGUCGUCAUGUCGGGAGACUAGUGAUGUGUUGCACCCGAAUUUAUACCGUAGCAUUAUUGUGUACCAUACAUUAUCCGUCGGAGCGGUAUUAACCGAACCAAAUAAAAUAAUGACCGGGUAACAG